AUGGUUUGUUAUCCCGGGAAGGACCCACCGUUGUUGGCAAUUGUCGCCCAAAGGUUCGGAGGAAUUGUCCACGAGAACGAAUCGUCAGGUGAGAAGCCAUCUUCCCUGAGAACUUUACCAAGCUUACGGCGAGGCAGAGAAGCUGAAGAGCGAGCGCGGAGGUCAAGUGGAGCACAGUACACCACCCAAGUACCUUUGAUACAAUCGGUUCCGAAGACAUGGCCUCAAGGAAGUAUACCGCCCAUUCCAGCGAGUACAAGUAUGAACGUGAACACGUUCUCGAGACCGCCUGUACAGCCCCUUAUCAGGUCUGAACAGGGCAAGACUGUCUCUUGGAGCACUAAAGCACCUUUCACCAUGUCCAUAGAUAGUGGUAGGAAACAGAUUCGGUUCUCUCACUGUCCAGCGCUCACUUUCCCAUCAAUGCAAUACGCGUACGACUACUUCCACGUCCAAGAAAAGCUACACAACCAGUGUGCAAUUCAAAACGGUCGGCCACAGCGGCUUCAAGCUGCCCAGAGACCCCUUCGAGCUGAGCAGCAAGGCUAUCUAGCUGAGCACCUAGGCCUUCGAGCUGGGCAGCUGGCAAAUUUCGCCGCGCAGCAAGCUUGUCUUGCUGAGUCGCUCUGCCCCUUCGAGCCAGUUUGGCAGUUCGAUACUCCGCUCAAGCCAAUUGACGCGCAGGACGUCCUCAACCUUCCAACGCCCCCAAGCCAUAGUGUGUUUGACUCUCAGCAUCAGCUCGCAACUGAGCCUUUUGCCCAAAGUCUGUGGAAAGAGUCCGUUCCGGUCCACUCCUCGUCCGGGUCACCGCCGCCAGAGUCUCCACCGCAAACCCUUUUCGCAGAAUCGACGCCGCAUGCUCGAGAGAUCCAGGCCCGGCCUCGGCUCAGACUACCAGUUAAAGGAUUGCAGUCUUGGCCUUUUCGAUCACAAGUGACCAACGACAAUCCCUUCCUGCAGUCGUCAUCAAUACAACCUGCGGACCAAGCAAUGACGCUUCCUGGUUCAUAUCACCAACCAUCGACCUGCAUAGGUACCGUCCUCCCACGAACCCUUACCAACGAGGUCGAUAUCUCUGACCAACCACCAACUUUUCACGGAUUGUAUCACUCACCUUUCUCCUACGCAGACACCGUCCUCCCACAGACUCUAAACAGGAAGGACAGAAGAGUUCUUGGCGUUUCUUCAUCUGCUGGCGUCGAUGAGUAG
Messenger RNA from Letharia lupina, 1212 nucleotides. RefSeq lists its product as uncharacterized. The transcript has 2 exons. The record is from RefSeq and is a predicted model, not a curated record. NCBI's taxonomy places the organism in Eukaryota, Fungi, Ascomycota, Lecanoromycetes, Lecanorales, Parmeliaceae. Bases 1 to 1212 code for a protein of 403 amino acids.